Molecule: messenger RNA, 4767 nt
Organism: Magnolia sinica
Lineage: Eukaryota; Viridiplantae; Streptophyta; Magnoliopsida; Magnoliales; Magnoliaceae
Product: DNA mismatch repair protein MSH6
Exons: 21
Coding region: 244-4158 (1304 amino acids)
Biological process (GO): mismatch repair
Cellular component (GO): nucleus
Molecular function (GO): ATP binding; mismatched DNA binding; ATP-dependent DNA damage sensor activity
Source: RefSeq, a predicted model, not a curated record
CUCGCACUAGUGAGUGUAAUCGCAAAGUUCACUUCCGGAGCCGCUUCCCACUUCCGAUCGCCGUGAUGGCGCCAAAGUAAACAGGGUGCGCACUGCGCGCUCAUCUUCCCGCCAAACUCUCCGACAGGAAAAUCCCGUAAAUUCCCGCCAUAAUAUCUGCCAUCUUUCCCAAACAUUCUCUCCUCUCGUUCCUUCCAAAAUCUCUCUCUCUCUCUCUCUCUCUCUCUCUCUCUCUCCAUUUCAAUGGCCCCUUCCCGCCGUCUCAGCAAUGGUCGAUCUCCAGUAGUCAACCCGCAGCGUCAGAUCACCUCCUUCUUCACACCAGGAAAGUCUCCGAUCUCUCCUCCGUCUUCGAUAUCGCUCAAAGAAAGCCCUAGGCCUAGCCCUAACCCUAACCCUAGUCCUCCUUUCCAAACCAAGAGGAAAAAGCCUGUUCUAGUUGUGGGACCAUCUCCUGCCCGCCGCUCGCCGAAUUCCACGCCUUCCUCCGAAUUGGGAAAGACAUCAUACUCAGGAGACGUCGUUGGGAAGAGGAUUAGGGUUUUCUGGCCUUUGGAUAAGAGCUGGUACGAAGGUUGGGUGAAGUCGUUCGAUGAUCGGACCGGCAAGCAUGUUGUUCAGUACGAUGAUGCGGAGGAGGAGGUUUUGGAUCUCGGAAAUGAGAAGAUUGAAUGGGUGGAGGACGUGGUGAGGAGCUUCCGCCGGUUGCGGCGGAGUUCGGUUUGUGAGGAGGUAGUGCCUGAGAAGGAGGAGGUUGUGGAUGAUGGGAGUGGCGGAAAUGAUGGUGGCGAUGGUGACGACAAUGAUGAUUCAAUGGAUGAGGAUUGGGGGAAGAAUGUAGGGAAGGAGGAGGAAGAUGUUGCUUCCGAGGAGGUGGAAUUGGAUGAAGAUGAUGAGGAAGUGGAGAGGUCGAGACGAGGCCGGGCGAGAAACUCGGGGUCUGGAAAGCGGAAGAAGAUUAAAGUGGAGAAGUUGGGUUCUGGGAAGAAGAGUAGGGUUAGUGGAAAUGGGGAAAAGGGUGUGUCGAAGGCUGCUUUUGAUUGGAGCGGAAGUAAAACUGUGCGGCUUCCAAGCAACGCAGAAACGGCGAUUGCAUUACCUAAUGGUGACAACAUUUUAAUGGGCGAUGCCGCAGAACGAUUUGGAAAGCGCGAGGCAGAAAAGCUGGGGUUUCUUGGACCAAAACGGAAGGAUGCAUGUGGGAGACUGCCUGGGGAUGUAAACUAUGAUCCAAGAACUCUUUACUUGCCACCCAGUUUCUUGAAGAGUUUGUCAGGUGGACAGAGACAAUGGUGGGAGUUCAAGUCAAAGCAUAUGGACAAGGUUCUGUUUUUCAAGAUGGGCAAAUUCUAUGAAUUGUUUGAAAUGGAUGCACAUGUAGGAGCAAGAGAACUUGAUUUGCAAUACAUGAAGGGAGAACAGCCUCAUUGUGGAUUUCCAGAAAAGAACUUCUCGAUGAAUGUGGAGAAAUUGGCAAGAAAGGGCUAUCGGGUUCUUGUUGUGGAGCAGACAGAGACACCUGAACAGCUUGAACUUCGUCGUAAAGAGACGGGUUCUAGAGAUAAGGUUGUGAAACGUGAAAUCUGUGCCAUUGUUACAAAGGGAACUCUAACUGAGGGAGAGAUGCUAGCUGUGAACCCUGAUCCUCCAUACUUGAUGUCAGUUACCGAAACUCAUCAAACUUCUGGGACCCCAGAAGAUGACAUAGUUGUUGGGGUUUGUCUGCUUGAUGUUUCUACGAGCAGAUUUAUUAUUGGACAGUUUACUGAUGAUUCAGAACGUCAUUGCUUAUGUUCAAUAUUGUCUGAGCUGAGACCUGUGGAAAUCAUAAAGCCUAUCAAAGUUCUCAGCCCUGAAACUGAAAGUGUUUUGCGGAAACAAACAAGAAGUCCUUUAGUCAAUGAUUUGGUUCCUAUGAAAGAAUUCUGGGAUGCUGAAAAAACUGUUGAGGAGGUCAAAAAUAUUUAUAGAGUAUGCAAGGAUGGAGUACCGGGAUCCUUGAGCAAGGCAGCUGUAGGUGUUCCUCCCGAUUAUGGCAGCAUGGAGAAUGGAUCGGGAUGCCUACCAGAUGUCUUAUCUGAGCUAAUAAAUGCAGGCGAGAAUGGGAACUCUGCACUUUCUGCUCUUGGUGGCUGUCUUUUUUAUCUAAGACAAGCAUUGCUAGAUGAGACUCUGCUUAAGUUUGCGAAGUUUGAACUUCUUCCGUGCUCGGGGUUACUUCAUACUCUGCAAAAAACAUAUAUGUCACUCGAUGCAGCCGCGCUAGAGAACCUGGAGAUACUUGAAAACAACAAAAAUGGAGGUUCCUCAGGGACACUAUUUUCACAAUUAGAUCACUGUGUGACUGCAUUUGGUAAAAGGUUGCUUAAAAAUUGGCUUGCAAGACCACUCUAUCACAUGAGGUCAAUUGUGGAGCGUCAAGAUGCCAUAGCAAGUUUGAAAGGUGUCGCUCAAGCUUCUGCACUUCAAUUUCAAAGAGAGGUAUCUAGGAUUCCAGACAUGGAGCGUCUUCUUGUGCGCCUCUUUGCUAGCUGUGAAGCAAGUGGAAGAAAUGCCAAUAAAGUAAUUUUUUAUGAGGAUGCAUCUAAGAAACUCCUUAAAGAGUUCAUUGCUGCUCUUCGUGGUUGCGAAUUGAUGGCCCAAGCAUGUUCUUCUUUUAGUGCCAUUUUGAAUAGCACUGAAUCUUGCCUACUCAGUCAGUUACUAACACCAGGCAAACUCCUUCCUGACAUUGAUCCAAUUUUAAAGCAUUUCAAGGAUGCUUUUGAUUGGUCAGAAGCUGAUCUUUCGGGACGCAUUGUACCUCAUGGAGUAGAUAUUGAAUAUGACUCUGCUUGCAAAGCAGUUAAGGAGAUUGAAUUUAGUUUGUCAAACCACCUGAAGGAGCAACAUGAAGUACUUGGAGAUAAAACUCUCAAAUAUGUUACUGUUGGAAAAGACGAAUAUCUACUAGAAGUACCUGAGAGUCUGCGAGGGAAAAUUCCUCGGGACUAUGAGUUACAAUCAUCCAUAAAGGGAUACUUCAGGUAUUGGACUCCAAAAAUUAAGAAGUUGCUAGCAGAACUUUCUCAAGCUGAAGAUGAGAAGGAAUCUAAAUUGAAAAGCAUUUUACAAAGGUUGAUUGGGCAGUUCUGUGAGCAUCAUUUCAAGUGGAGGCAAUUGGUUUCUGCAAUUGCAGAGCUAGAUGUUUUGAUAAGUUUGGCAAUUGCAAGUGGCUACUAUGAAGGGCCGACCUGCCGCCCAACUAUCAUAGACAUUUCUUGUUCACGUGAAGCUGUUCCAUGUUUGGCUGCUAAAAGUUUAGGGCAUCCUGUUCUCAGAAGUGAUGCCUUGGGGAAGUGUUCUUUUGUCCCCAAUGAUGUGAAUGUUGGUGGAGUUGGACACCCCAGCUUUAUCCUUCUCACUGGUCCCAACAUGGGCGGAAAAUCCACUCUCCUUCGCCAAAUUUGCUUGACUGUGAUUUUGGCACAGAUUGGAGCAGAUGUUCCUGCAGAAAGCUUUGAGUUGUCACCCGUCGAUCAAAUCUUUGUUCGAAUGGGUGCUAGGGACCAUAUAAUGGCAGGCCAAAGUACAUUCCUAACUGAACUUUCAGAGACUGCAGCUAUGCUGUCGUCUGCUACCAAUAAUUCGCUGGUGGCAUUGGAUGAACUUGGACGGGGGACAUCAACUUCAGAUGGACAAGCUAUUGCAGAAUCUGUAUUAGAGCAUUUUGUCCAGAAAAUUAAGUGUCGCGGCAUAUUUUCCACUCACUAUCACCGGUUAGCUGUGGACUAUGAGGAAGAUCCCCAUGUGUCUCUAUGCCAUAUGGCAUGCCAAGUUGGGAAAGGGGUUGGAGGUGUUGAAGAAGUCAUAUUCCUUUACAGACUGACACCUGGUGCAUGUCCCAAAAGUUAUGGUGUUAAUGUUGCACGUUUGGCAGGGCUUCCUGAGUCUGUUCUUCAUAAGGCUGCAGCAAAGUCGAGUGAGUUCGAAGCAAUAUAUGGUAAGCACAGACAUGGAUCCCAAGGUCAGACGUCUGGGUGCGUCAGUGAUGAUGAAGUCACAACCAUCCGAGAUGUCCUUCAUGCUGCCAUAGCAUCAGACGCCAAUGAGAACAUGGACAUGGGGUUGUUGAGCAACCUUCAACAGAGAGUAAGAUUGUUGCUUCAGGGGAACUGAACUCAUUUGGAUUUUUGGAAGGUUUUGACAUUUUAUCUCAUGCAACACAAUUCACCUUGCUGGUUUUUUGUCCAAGGGGCUGUGUCCAAACAUCCAUGAGUUUUUACCCAUCUACAUGGCAAACUAUGCUAAUUUUCCCAUCAAAGCAUAGUUUCCAUAUGUGAAUCUUGCCAAUGGAGUAAAGUCCUGAAGUUGAGCGAUGUGGAUCAGUUUGUCAUUGACAUGCCGUGUAGAAAGAUUUAUUGAUGGAGGUUGCAAGAUAUGAGCAGCAUGGUUGUUUUAUUGGGUCAGUUGCUAUUUGCCUGAGCAAAAUUCUCUGGUUUUGCUUGAGCUGCUUUUAUUUACUGAUGACAACGGAGAGGAAGCAAAAGGAUCAUGCAUAUGUAUUUAUACUAUAUAUAUAUUUUUAUCUUUUGCUAUGAAAAUGCAGAGUUUCAGUUGUAAAUUUUUUGCAGAUGCAGUGUUGCCUUAUUUUCUUCUUCUUUGUAUUUUGUUCUGCACUCAUUGUGAGAAUCAAUCAGCUUUGCUGCGAUGUGCAUCGCAUUAAACAGGAUUCUACUGCAGAAGUGUUGCUGGGCCAGUGAAAUGACAAAGAUGCUCUCGCCAUUA